Messenger RNA from Sciurus carolinensis (gray squirrel), 858 nucleotides. Its product is annotated as mothers against decapentaplegic homolog 1-like. Lineage: Eukaryota; Metazoa; Chordata; Mammalia; Rodentia; Sciuridae. Gene Ontology annotation, biological process: anatomical structure morphogenesis; transforming growth factor beta receptor signaling pathway; SMAD protein signal transduction. Bases 1 to 858 code for a protein of 285 amino acids. The transcript has 6 exons. Gene Ontology annotation, cellular component: heteromeric SMAD protein complex. Gene Ontology annotation, molecular function: I-SMAD binding; DNA-binding transcription factor activity, RNA polymerase II-specific; RNA polymerase II cis-regulatory region sequence-specific DNA binding. The record is from RefSeq and is a predicted model, not a curated record.
AUGGGAAUGCGUGUGUACCCUGAGAGCUCUGCAUGUCCAGCUGUGAAGAGACUUCCCAGGUGGAAACAGUGUGAUGAAGAAGAAAAAUGGUCAGAAAAGGAUGUUGCUGCAUUGGUGAAAAAACUGAAGAAGAGAGCCAUGGAGGAGCUGGAGAUGGCCCUGAGCUGCCCCGGGAAGCCCAGUCACUGUGUCACCAUCCCCCGCCCACUGGGUGGCAGGCUGCAGGUCUCCAACUUUGAUACUCCCCCACCUGCUGACUUGCCUUGUGAUGACCCCAUGACCCAGCAUGGCUCUCAAACAAUGGACACAAAUAUGAUAGCACCUUCAUUGUGUUCAGAAAUCAACAGAGGAGAUGUUCAGUCACUUGCUUAUGAGGAACCAAAAUACUGGUGUUCCAUUGUCUACUAUGAGCUCAGCAAUCAUGUGGGUGAAGUGUUCUAUGCCUCCUCCACAAGUGUGUUGAUGGGUGGUUUCACUGAUCCUUCCCACAGUGAGAACUGUUUCUGCCUUGGACAGAUCUCCAGUGUUAAGCAGAAUUCCACUAUUGAAAAGAUAAGGGAGCACAUUGGAAAAGGAGUGCAUCUUUACUAUGUUGGAGGUGAAGUGUAUGCUGAAUGCCUCAGUGACAGUAGUAUCUUCGUGCAAAGUUGGAACUGCAACUACCAUCACAGAUUUUACCCCAUGACUGUCUGCAAGAUCCCUAGUGGGUGCAGCUUGAAAAAUUUUAACAACCAAGAAUUUGCUCAGUUGUUGGCACAGUAUGUGAACCAUUGUUUCAAGACCGUCUAUGAGUUUACAAAAGCAUGUCUUAUAUGCAUGAACUUUGUGAAGGGCUUGGGAGCACAAUACCAGCACUAG